GUUUGGCAGCUGCUCGGCUAAACCCUAACGAUCAUGGAUCCGUAAUCAUGCAUGUCAAUAAGUUGUGCAUGGUUGAAGGCGAAGAACUCCGGAAAGACCAGCUCUCCGCCAUUCUUUGUGGUUUUGGCGACAGAGCUAUCCUGUCAGUUAGGAUACACUCAAUCUCAUACCGCUUUAGCCGUCUUGCUAGUAGGUAGUCUAGCCGGCUACCCAAUCGCUUUCCAUACUUUACUAAGUACGGUCAGAGCAAUUCAUACCCUGAACCUUCCAAGGCAAAAAUUUUUUUUGUAAGGAAAAGAGAAAAAUAAAAAUAAAUGGGAUACAAGUCAAAUGACACUGAUUAGCCAACCAUUUAGCACCCCCCAAAAAAAUAACAAUAAGAAUAUCAGGUAUACUACCUCCAGGUUAGUCAAAACUUGCGAAAGUUCUGAAAUAGUCCAAGUAGAAAACGAUUAAGAUUAGACUUAUAUAUCAACCAGAUGGUGUGUAUCAUAUUGCAAGGCAGCACGAGGCAAAGGAGAGGAUCACGAUUUCUUAGCGAUCUGGUUCUCUGUCCAUUCCCA
Molecule: messenger RNA, 563 nt
Organism: Aspergillus caelatus
Lineage: Eukaryota; Fungi; Ascomycota; Eurotiomycetes; Eurotiales; Aspergillaceae
Exons: 1
Coding region: 52-291 (79 amino acids)
Source: RefSeq, a predicted model, not a curated record